Messenger RNA from Lachnellula hyalina, 1755 nucleotides. It is a transcript of the gene SPBC409.08, whose product is annotated as putative MFS-type transporter protein. Gene Ontology annotation, biological process: transmembrane transport. Bases 1 to 1755 code for a protein of 584 amino acids. The transcript is spliced from 2 exons. Gene Ontology annotation, molecular function: transmembrane transporter activity. NCBI's taxonomy places the organism in Eukaryota, Fungi, Ascomycota, Leotiomycetes, Helotiales, Lachnaceae. The record is from RefSeq and is a predicted model, not a curated record.
AUGUCCGACUUACCUCAACAACCACCAGAAAGUCGAGGCAGAGACUUCGCACCCAUCAGCAGUCCUGCAGUCACUAGAACACACACCAAUGGCUCUAGAAGGAUUCAUCAUACAGACACCCACCUCUCACAUAAAGAGACCCGGGAUCCAAACCUCGAUGUCAACCUCCCCUAUCGGACCCUGAGUAAUGGUGCAAAUUUGGACGAAUACACAUCCGAGAGACCUACAGGAGAGAUUGAUGGGAAGCUCGAACCAGAUGGACAGCACCACUACAAGCUUGUCACCUUCACACCCAACGAUCCCGAGAACCCCAAGAACUGGUCAAAAGCGUUUAAAUGGUACUGCACAAUGGUUGUCGCCACAACCUGCUUCGUAGUAGCCUUCUCGUCCUCAGUCGUUACAGCCGAUAUGGCUGGAGUAGAAAAGGAAUUCGACGUGGUGGAAGAAAUCGCCCUCAUCAGCAUAUCCAUCUUCGUUGUCGGAUUUGGUCUUGGCCCCAUGGUCUUCGCCCCCCUUUCUGAAGUCCUCGGUCGCCGCAUAAUAUACGCCACCACCCUCCUCCUUGCGGUAAUCUUCAUCAUACCCUGCGCCGUAGCCCCCAACAUCCAAACCCUCCUCGUCUGCCGUGCCAUCGACGGCAUUGCCUUCAGCGCCCCCAUGACCCUCGUCGGCGGCACACUCGCCGAUCUCUGGAAGACCGAAGAACGCGGCGUUCCCAUGGCCGCCUUCUCAGCUGCGCCUUUUAUCGGCCCUGCAAUCGGUCCCUUGAUCGGUGGGUUUUUGUCUGAUGCUGCCGGCUGGCGCUGGUUGUACUGGAUCCAGCUUAUCUUCGCCGGCGUCGUGUAUAUCCUCAUCACAUUCACAGUUCCCGAGACCUACGCCCCGACCAUCCUGGCGAAGCGUGCAAAGAAGCUCCGCGAAACAACCGGCGAGAGCGACCACGUUACAGAGCAGGAUCUCGAUAUGCGGCCUUUCAGCGAGCGCCUGCGCAUUUUCUUAAUUAGACCGUUCCAGCUUCUGUUUGGGGAACCUAUCGUGUUCUUGGUUUCGGUGUACAUGAGUGUUCUAUACGGACUGCUUUAUAUGUUCUUCGUUGCAUUCCCCAUUGUCUAUCAAGGCGGUAAAGGCUAUUCCGCCGGAAUCACGGGCUUGAUGUUCAUUCCUCUCGCUCUGGGAGUUCUCGCAUCGGCAGCCUGUGCUCCGAUGGUCAACAAACAUUACAUGUCGCUAGUUAAGAAACACAACGGAUCCCCGCCUGCCGAGGUUAGGUUGAUUCCCAUGAUGAUCAGCUGCUGGUGCAUCCCCAUUGGCCUCUUUAUCUUCGCCUGGUCCUCGUACCCAGAUCUCAACUGGGCCGGCCCUGCAAUCGGCGGCUUCCCCGUCGGCUUCGGAUUCAUCUUCCUCUACAACAGCGCCAACAACUACCUCGUCGACUCGUACCAGCACCUGGCAGCUUCAGCGCUCGCGGCCAAGACAUUCCUGCGGAGUUUCUGGGGUGCUGCUGUCGUGCUUUUUACGGCGCAGAUGUACAAGAGACUGGGCUACCAAUGGGCAAGUUCGUUGCUGGGCUUUAUCAGUCUGGCGUGUUGUGGUAUCCCGUACAUCUUUUACUUCUACGGAGCGCGCAUCAGACAACGCUCGAAAUUUGCCUUCAGCGAACCUACCAAAGAUAUCGAGACGGGCGGGAGUAGUGGGGAGGGGAGGGCUAGCGAGUCGGAACUUGAGAGGGCGAGAAGUUACGUCAGUGUGCCCUGA